This is a messenger RNA of Lathyrus oleraceus (garden pea), 603 nucleotides long. RefSeq names its product cysteine proteinase inhibitor. Gene Ontology annotation, molecular function: cysteine-type endopeptidase inhibitor activity. The transcript is spliced from 2 exons. The coding region runs from base 67 to 381 and encodes 104 amino acids. The record is from RefSeq and is a predicted model, not a curated record. Lineage: Eukaryota; Viridiplantae; Streptophyta; Magnoliopsida; Fabales; Fabaceae.
CAACUCUAUAUAUAUAAAACAACUACGCAAAACAAAAAAAACAUCCAAAGAGAAAGAAAAUUAGUUAUGGCAACUCUAGGUGGCACUACUGAGGUGGAAUAUACACAGAACAGCGUUGAGAUCAAUAACCUUGCUCUCUUUGCUCUUCAAGAACACAACAUAAAACAGAAUGGAGUUCUGGAGUUUGUGAGAGUUUUAAGUGCAAAGAAACAAGUUGUUUCUGGAACGUUGUAUGAGAUCGUUUUGGAGACAAAGGAUGGUGGGAAACAAAAAGUGUAUGAAGCUAAGAUUUUGGAAAAGCCAUGGUUGAACCUUAAGGAAGUGCAGGAGUUCAAGCUUGUUAGUGAAAAUGAUGAUGCUCCUUCUUCGUCUGCAAAUUGACGUAUAUAUUAUACGAGUGUUAUAUAAGUGUUGAAAACUGACAUAUGUCUAACACUCGGACACGUUUAUUCUUAAAGAGUGUUAAUGUUUUGCAUAUUUCACUAUGUCUCAUGUGCUUCAAUUAAGUUUUCUGGGUGUUCUGCUUCUACUUCUUCUUGUCAAAUAGAUUAAUGUUUGUAAAUAAUUUGUGAAAUAAUGAAGAUUGUAUUUAAAUUUGAGAUA